GCAAAAAGGCAGUCUUGAAGCCGCAGCUGAAGCAGCUGCUAAAGUUGAUGCCGAGCUUGUUGCAAAGGGCAAACUCAAACUUCCUGCUGCCAACAAACCAAAGACUGUGACUGGUGCUGGUGGGCUUCAAUAUAGAAAAGAAGCAAAUGACUUAUUUGUAGCAGAAGUGGAUAUUAACAAUGUACCCAUGGCUGCUCGCAAUAUUCUGACACGAGGCCACACACAGGAUGAGAUCAACAAGUACAGUGGAGCAGCCGUUUCCACAAGAGGCCGGUAUAUGGCACCUGGAGACAGAGAAAAAAAUAACAUGGGGGAAAGACCACUUUUUUUACACAUUUCUGGACCUAAUCAAGAAUCUAUUGAUUUGGCAGUCGCAAAGGUCAAUGAAACCAUCGACAAUGCCUACAAGAACAAGCAGCAAAAGUGGCAGCAAAGGGGAACCCGGCCGGAGGCUCCCAGACUUCCGACACGACACGAAGCCCCUGUGCAAUUUCCGCCACGUUUCCGUGGACCUCCACCACCUAUGGGCUUGCAACCGCGAUUCCCUCCAGAGGGGUUGCUAUUGCAAGAAAAAGUGAUGGUUGGGUUAGACGCUGCUCCACCAACAUUUCCUGUUAAAGAUAAAAUUCUUGGCCCAGGGGGUUCUUAUAUCACACAUAUAAUAUCUGAAACUGGAGCCAAAGUGGAACUACUUGGGAAGGGAUCUGGUGCUGUAGACCCUAUUAUGGGCAUGGAAUCUUUUGAACCAAUGCACCUGCAAAUAAUGCAUCCAAGGAUAGAAGGAUUACAAGCAGCAAAGGAACUCUGUGAAAACCUGUGUCAUACUGUGAGACAGGAAUGUGCAACUGUGCAGGAACAUGCGCAGGCACUGGCUGCAGCACAGCUGGCACAGCUCGUUGCAAACCAACAAGCUGCACAGCCCUUGUUACAGAAUGCAGGAUUGGCUGGUCUCAGUGCUGCAAUGAACCCGUCAUCAGUGCUGUCUCACACGACGUCUGCUCCAAGCCUGCUCAACACCCCACAGUCUCUGCUGACGUCUGCAUCGCUGCUACCUUCUGCUCAGGCCCUUCUCAAUAGACAGGCUCAAGCUGGAUUAGGGUCACUAGGCCAUUCUGGAUCAGCAACAGCAUACCUUCCUCGUGUUGCUUCACUGCCACAGCAGUUGUCGACAUCAACACCCUACUCCAUUGCUAUUUCAUUAGCAGCAGCAAAUAGUUUAGCACAGUCAUUCGUUUCCCUGGCAUCGUCUGGUCUAUCGUCGACUAACUUGGUAGCAGCGAUACGACAGCCGGCUGUAUCUCUGCCAGCUUACAACAGUCUUGGACAACAGCUACUGCCAUCAAAUGCUCUGCCUGGGCUGGCUGGUACUGCAGGCAGUCUCCAGCAACAGCUGUCAAUGACUCAGCAGUUACCUGCCUCUAAUCUGCCUGUAUCCAUGCAAGUUGUUCUGCCACCAAACUCAAUUGGCGGCUCACUGGCGGGACAGUAUUUUGGCCCUCGGUUCAUAAACACUGCUCCACCGCAGUCACUGGCCACACUUCCUCCUCAUUUACAGUUAUUGCAAGGCGGUAGUUUGUCCCAAGUGCAGGUUAUGACACCUGGCAACUUUGCUUCGUCACUGGCCCAGCUAGGCCCUGCAGGCACCUCUCUUGUGUCGUCCAUCUCCUCGCUGCCACAGCCAAACAUAGUCGCCGAAGGACAGCCACAGAAGCGCAGAUUCAUGGAGGAGCCGCCAAAGAGAGAUGAGCCCCUGCUUGGGUACCAGCAUGGACCACCGCAUUUGCCACACGUUGUCAAUCCACAGUUAGCACAAGUUGGACAGCAGCCUGCAGGUGUCCAAAUGGCAGCCAGUUUAGCAUCAUUAGGUUCACAGACCGGUCACUUGUCAAUAGCCGGUGUGCAGCAACAUGGCAGACUGGGAGAGGAGCAACUCCGCGCUGGUGAUAUGUCUGGGGAGCUACGCCACUUUGCACAUCCUGGACAACGGCAGGAGCUGGUAGAAUCGUCCAGUCCACAUGUGCCGCGUCACAUGCCUCCUGGAUUCAUGCCUGCCCCAACCCCACAGCCACAAGGAAUUGUAGCAAAUGUCACUCAACCACACCAGCCGCCCUCUUACGCAGGCAUGGCCUACUCUGGAUUGCAACCAGGUGUCCAUCUUCAGCAGCUUCCCCCUGCAGGGCCUGCAUCAACGGCUGCUAAUCUACUGUUGCAACCACCUCCACCACCUCCUGUGGAACAAGAUAGAAACCGUGAGGAUCUGGACAAACAUCUUAUGCUACGGCCUCCAUCUGUAGGGAACAGUGCAGCUGAGCACAACAGUUACAACCAUUACCAGGACAUGCUGCGAAGCAUAGCAACGGACAAUGGUGACCGAGGCCCACCUGAACCAAAACGCCCCAAGCUUUCCCCAGAGGAAGAGAGAGAGUGUGAUGAGCGUAUGUCUGGCAUGAGGCAGGUCCAACUAGAUGCCAGCAAGUUCCCACUCUCUCAUGGUAACAAAUCUCACCACUAUGGGGGUGACAGGCCUUUCCUGCAUGAACAGAGGUCAAGAUUCUCGGAUGCAGAUGACAGGGUCAGGUUCAUGGAACAGGACCGUUCAAUGUAUGGAGAAAUUAUAAACAGACCACCCUUUGCAGAAGAUAGACCUCCAUUUACGAGUUCCUAUGACAGGCCGCAAUAUGGACCCCCACUAAAUGCCAACCCAGGACAACAAGUACUUGCUCAGCAGCCCAUGCAAGUACUACCACCUGAGGCACAAACAAAUCAGCAAUUUCCGCCACCUGGAUACUAUUCUGACCCCAACAGACCUUUCUGGAUGGCACCACAAUAAGCAAUACAUGGCAUGGGGCAUGUUUUUUCUCCAAGAGAGUUAUAUGUAAAUUAAAUUAAAUGGGUGUUAGGACUUCAUGGUAAUGUCUUGCUUUAUCCGCGGUGGUGUGGACGAUUAUUUCCGAACAUUGUGCUAAAUUGCUAUUAUUGUUUAGCAUCAUGAUUGAAUGAUAUGAUAAUUGGUAGAUAUACCUGGCUUUUGAAUUUUACGAUCACUAGGGAUUCUUUGUGAAAUGUCAACAUAAUCAUACUAGUUUUGAUUUGUAAUAUCAACAACUUAUCAUCUCAUACUAAGAAAGUGUUUUAUACCUCUAAAGUUUAAAAUAUCUUGGCAAAUUAAUAGGUAAUAUUUCUAAGUUUCCCUUAAGGAAAAUUAUGUUUCCUUGUAAAUAUCUGUUUGUCUCUAAACAAGAAUCGCAUAGUCAUUUUUGUGGAGUUACUUGGUAGGCUCUGUACUGUGUGAUUCACUGUACAACCCGUUAUUCCUGUACACUGUGCCGAACCUGUACAAAAACCCACUAUGCAUGUAAAUAUUGGAGUAACAAUAUUCAAUUUCAUUGUUCAUAUAAUAGUUUAAUUUUGUGAUAUCCUUAUAGUAGGUUAACUAUGACAACUGCAUGAGUUGAUACAAGGAUCAGUGGUGUUACUCAAAGAUUUACCUGCAUAGCAGGUUUUGUGACAGGUUUCGUAGAUUGUGCUCAUAGCAACUAAUGCGGUCAGACCAUUUUUCCCUUCAUGGUCGGAUUAUGGUCUCAUUACUCUUACCACUGUGUCACAGUAUAAUGAAUUGUGUACCUUGUAUGACCACUAGUAGAAAAGUCGUUAUUUGUAGUUGUAUAAUGCAAUAAAAACGUACAUAAUAACAUA
This is a messenger RNA of Priapulus caudatus, 3696 nucleotides long. RefSeq lists its product as uncharacterized. NCBI's taxonomy places the organism in Eukaryota, Metazoa, Priapulida, Priapulimorpha, Priapulimorphida, Priapulidae. The record is from RefSeq and is a predicted model, not a curated record. Gene Ontology annotation, molecular function: RNA binding. Gene Ontology annotation, cellular component: nucleus.